AUGAAAUUACAAGUUAUCAGAUUCUUCGUCUCUCUGGUUUUGUGGCGUACACGUUAAGCAGUGAACAAAGGCAAAAAUCGUGUCUUCCCGCAUAACAAAAGGAGCCAACGGACAUUGGUCGGUUUUCUUUUCCCCUUCCAUUUCUGGCAACAUCCCGUUCGCCCAGAGAAUUUUCUCUCCUUUUCUCGGCUGAGAUUUUCCUGGAAACGCCGGAGCUUUCAUUUCCCAGAUAAGUUUCUCUCUCCCCAGAAGCUUGGUUUUUCUCAAAGCUUGCUUUUUGAGCUGAAUUGGGGGCCGGCUGCUUCUCUUUCGGUUGGGAUUUGUUUUAAUUUGGUGGGCAGUGACAAAUCCUAAUUUGGAGGGAAAAAGUUGAUGAAUUUGUCAUUUUUAUGGUUGGGGAAAGAUAUCCCAGUUGAGCUUUCAAGGUAGUAGCUUCAGAUUUUCCAGGAGGAGGUUUUUUGGGUGCAUUUGGCUUCUGGGAAAAGUGCUUUUCUUUUGCUUCUGGUACUGAGUUUUGAGCAUUGAGGUCUGUAGUGAGAUUACGUUUGAGUUUUCGGUGUAGCUCAAACGUAUUGUCUGAGUUGUUGAGUUUAUGAUGGGGAAGCAAAGAGGAAAAAAGAAGAAAAAUGCAGGAGAAAUUUCAGGUGAUAGUUCGAAUCAAAGCGAAGUCGGGGAUACUAGCCCGGAAGCCAAUGAUAAGGACACAGAAGCUUUCAUCUCGAUGUCUCAAGAACUGAAGGACGAGGGGAACAAGUUGUUUCAGAAGAGGGAUGUUGAAGGAGCUUUGUUGAAAUAUGAGAAAGCCCUCAAACUGCUUCCGAGAAACCAUAUCGAUGUAUCCUAUCUUAGGAGUAACAUGGCAGCGUGCUAUAUGCAGAUGGGGUUGAAUGAGUAUCCGAGGGCUAUCAAUGAGUGUAAUUUGGUGCUUGAAGUCACGCCUACGUACAGUAAGGCGCUGUUGAAGAGGGCAAAGUGUUACGAGGCUUUGAAUAGGUUGGAUUUGGCUCUGAGAGAUGUUGGCACUGUCUUGAACCUGGAGCCAAAAAAUGUCAUGGCAAUGGAGAUCGCAGAACGGGUGAAAAACGUACUUGAGGAGAAGGGGUUGAGGGUGAAUGACACAGUAAUUGAGUUGCCUCUGGAUUAUGUUGAACCAAGUCAUGCUUUGCAGCCAGGGAAAGUAAUGAAGUUGAAGAGUCGGAAGAAGAAGAAGGGAAAAAAAGAUGCUGGGAUGAAGUCCGAGGAGAAUUUUGAGGAGAAGGCUGAGGAGAAGAUCGAGGAAAAGAAGGCUGUGGACGUAGCUGAGGAAGAGAAGUCUGUGGAAAUAGCUGAAGACAAGAAGGAUGUGGAAAUAACCGAGGAAAAGAAGGUAGAGGUCAAGGUAGUUGUGGAGGAGACAAUCAGCAGCAUAAAGGAAGAAGGGCCUAAAAGAAGUGUGAAAUUGGUAUUUGGAGAGGAUAUAAGAUGGGCUCAGUUGCCUGUAUAUUGCACCCUCCUGCAACUAAGAGAGGUUGUUCGUGACCGGUUUCCAAGCUCCAAAGCAGUUCUUAUCAAGUAUAGAGACCAAGAAGGUGAUUUGGUCACAAUAACUAGUAACGAAGAGCUGAGAUGGGCUGAAGGAUCAACAGAAUCGGAAGGGUCUGUCAGGCUUUACGUAGUGGAAGUUAACCCCAAGCAGGAUCCCUUCUUCGAGAAACUGGAAAUCGAGGAAAACAGGCAACAUAGCGUAGCUGAGAAUGGCGUGGUAAAACACAAGGAUACAAAGAGGCCACCUUGCAUUGAGGAUUGGAUAAUCAGUUUUUCUCAGCUGUUCAAGAACUAUGCCGGGAUUGAAUCUGAUGCAUACUUGGAUCUUCAUGAAUUUGGCAUGAAGCUUUAUUCGGAGGCAAUGGAGGAGACAAUCACGAGUGAAGAAGCACAGGACCUGUUUGACAUAGCAGGAAUGAAGUUCCAAGAAAUGGGAGCUUUAGCUCUGUUCAACUGGGGAAAUGUUCACAUGGCCAGGGCGAGGAAGAAGGUGUAUUUCACCGAAGAUCCUUCGAAAGAAUCUAUCAUUUCAAAUAUCAAAAGUGCAUACGAUUGGGCACAGAAAGAAUACAUACAAGCAGGAAGGAGAUACGAAGAAGCGCUGCAGAUCAAACCAGACUUUUAUGAAGGCUAUCUGGCCCUCGGGCAGCAGCAGUUUGAACAGGCAAAACUUUCUUGGUAUUAUGCUAUUAGCAGCAAUGUUGAUCUGGAGACGUGGCCUUCCACAGAGGUUCUGCGACUUUAUAACUACGCCGAAGACAAUAUGGAAAAAGGCAUGCAGCUGUUUGAGGAAUUGGAAGAGCAACGCCUGACUGAACCGUCCUGUCCAAGUAGUGUCAAGACUCAGGUGCAGAAAAUGGGUUUGAACGGAAUUUUCAAAGACGUAUCAUCAAAUGAAGCUGCAGACCAGGCUACAAGCAUGAGGUGUCAGAUCAAUCUCCUAUGGGGCACUAUGCUCUACGAGCGAUCUAUUGUUGAAUUCAAGUUAGGACUACCUGUAUGGAACGAAUGUUUGGAAGUCGCAGUUGAAAAAUUUGGGCUCGCCGGGGCUUCACCAACAGAUAUAGCAGUCAUGCUCAAAAACCACUCUUCAAAUGAUAAUGCAUUAGAAGGUCUGGGGUUCAAAAUUGACGAGAUAGUUCAAGCUUGGAACGAGAUGCAAGAAGCGAAAAAGUGGCAGACUGGAAUUCCAUCAUUCCGGUUAGAACCAUUACUGCGAAGACGAGUUUCCAGAAUUUAUUCUGCCUUGGAGCAUGCUUGAGCUUCACGGUAUCAGGUUUGGGUGCUUGAAAAUGUAGCAUUGCACUAGACACUUUCACAACCAUGUUCCCACGGGUUGGAUCAUAUAAUCAUGCACAUUGAGGUUUUCUUGCUACUGCCCUGUAAACUACAUUCAGGCUUCUAGCUAUGAUCUAUUAGUUUUAUACACAGUGGAUAGUUUGUGGAUUCAAAUUCUGAUGUGAGUAGAUUGUUCAGAAACCAAGUUCUUUUCUUUCUCUUUCGAUCGUAAGGAGGGUCGGAGGUGAAGUUGCAGAUCUUCAUUUUAGUCAGUUUCUGCGUUCAUCUGCUUCGCUUUACAGUUUCUGUCCGAAUAUUUGUACUUGUUACUGAAGUGUCGACGUCGACGACGGCAUGUUCUUGAUUGUAUUUUUUGUGAAAUCCAUGUUAUUUUGGGGUUUAAUUCAACAUUAAUUUGAUAAAUGUAGUGUGUUUUAGGGGGAAAAUUUGUACCGGAAUACGAGGUUCAUGUUACAAACAUCA
This is a messenger RNA of Malus domestica (apple), 3285 nucleotides long. The record is from RefSeq and is a predicted model, not a curated record. Lineage: Eukaryota; Viridiplantae; Streptophyta; Magnoliopsida; Rosales; Rosaceae.